GUUUGUGGCAAGCGUACAUAGUAGCCGACAUUCUCUUGUUUAAAAAGCCUGAGAGCCUUUGCAUUUUCCCACCUAAACUUAUCCCGGGCUCACUUUUUUGGACCAUGGUUUCAAAAUCAACCUUGCCAAUCGACAUUUUCCCAAGCUGGGCACGCUUGAAUGAUGUGGAAUUUACCAACGCCAAAUUGCAAGAGACGGAUGGAAAGGGAAUUGGCUUAGUGGCCACCAAUAACUUGACAGCAAGUGUAGAAACAUGUGGACUUGAAGGAGGGGAGGAAAAGCCAGAGCCAGAGGGCCAAGUUUGCAAUUCAGAUGGGGAAAAGGACGAAGGAGCUAGGGUAGAGACUCAUGGUCAUGCCAACAACCACCUAGGCAAGAUACUACAGGUCCCUCAUGAUUUGAUCCUUUCAACCGCUUCCAUCGAAGAGUAUUCCAAGGUCGAUCAAAACUUUCGUCAACUACUUGACUCUGCAGGACAUCAGUCGACCCGGGCAGAUAUCAUGCUGUAUCUCUUGGCACAUCUAGUUCUCUCCAGCCGAGAUACUUCGAGCCCAAGAGACCUUGUGCCAACACCAUGGACAGAGUACCUGAAGUUUCUGCCUCGUGAUAUCCCAGUCCCAACAAUGUGGUCGGAACUUGAGCGAGCUCUGCUCCAGGGCACUUCGCUAGAGGCUGCACUAGACGCUAAGCUAUCGGCUCUGAACAAGGAGUUUGAUGAACUCAUCGAAAGAUCAUCAACUCUUCCGUUUUGGAACUCGUUCUUUUGGGAGAGAGAAGCGGUGACUGUUGAUAAUUGGGUAUUGGUUGACGCGUGGUACAGAUCUCGAUGUCUGGAACUACCGAGAUCUGGACACGCCAUGGUUCCUGUCCUUGACAUGGCCAACCACUCACACUCACAAACUGCUUACUAUGACGAAGACGACGAAGACAACAUUGUCUUACUCUCUCGGCCUGGUAUGGAAAUAUCCAUUGGAGACGAAGUGAAUAUAUCCUACGGAGAAAAGUCACCCGCAGAAAUGAUCUUCAGUUAUGGGUUUAUUGACCACGAGUCCACUGUAGAGGAGCUGACUCUACCUCUGGAGUUGCUGGCCGACGAUCCAUUAGGAAAAGCGAAACUCCACAUUUUUCGAGGGUCGCCAACUAUUAAGCUAUCUCGAUCAAACGGGAAAAUAAGCUGGCAAUGUCCUUUCGUCUACUUGAUGUGUCUGAAUGAGGAGGAUGGUCUGGAGUUCAGGGUCCUCCAAGGAACAAACGGGGACCGGGAGCUAAGGCUUUUCUGGCAGGACGAAGAUGCCACGGCUCGAGCAGAUGAUUUCGGAGAUCUCAUCAAGGACCACUCCCUCUGUCAGAUCUUUAGGCUUCGAGCUGUUUCGGUCUUGCAUGAAGUCGUAACCGACCAUCUCAUGCAGCUCUCUUCCGAGAUUUCCCAUGAUGAACUUGAGCCAUUGCGCCGGGCCGGAAAGAUCAGAGAUGGCCGCCUCCAACUGGCCCAAAAGCUCAGAGAAACAGAAGCCAGUAUCCUUGAAAGCGCUGCGGGAGCACUGGAUGAACAGAGGACCCAUCUUUUUGCGGACGACCACGUGGUAGCAUAUCUCGGAUCAAUGGAAGUUUCCCAAGACAGGCAAGCGUUUCAACCAGCGACCAAUGAAGAAGAGGAUUUUAGUUGACCGAAGCACACCUUACAGUGGAUGCUUGUCGGCUAUUGUUGAGCAUUGACAUCCUGGUAUUGUGGGGUAGCCGGCAAUUGCUUCACCUACCUUAGGUACCUACUGUCUGUAUGUAAAUCCUUGCUUCUCUCUCUCUCUGCAACAUGAAUGGUCCCCCUGUGUGACGAAGCUAUUGCGAAACCAUCACAUUAGCAUUCGCGUCACUUCUAGAGACUUCAGCUUCCUGUUCACCUAUCGUACUGCUCUUAUCUCUUACAAAAGUCAUAAUGGUAUUAACCCACGGGCAAGUCUCUGAUGCCUAGGUAGUAUAUAUACACCUCCCGCAGUAUUCUCAUCCCGUAAUGUUGAACGCAAUGUAGCCUCCUUCAACUUUCGGGCUAACUGAACCUCGAGAUGGAGUCAACUGACAUUCGGGCAAAUUCCGUUUACAAAAGUCCAUUGUGGGCUGAAUCAAUUAGAGCAGUACUGAGAAUGGUAACCUCCUGCUUCUCCUAGCCGACUUUUUCUAGGAUUCGCCAAAGCAUUUGAGGGAGCUGUCUUGCGUAUUAGCAGAGAAAUACUUGAGCCAUAUCUUGCUUGAGAAGACAAUGAACUUCUGAAUAGCCAGUGAUGUCGGAUAAAUCAGAACACUUUCUCAUUGCUUUGCUUUGCUUUGUAGAAGCAGACAGAGCGUUUGGGGAUCUUAAUGCA
This is a messenger RNA of Fusarium verticillioides 7600, 2357 nucleotides long. RefSeq lists its product as hypothetical. Gene Ontology annotation, cellular component: nucleus. Gene Ontology annotation, biological process: peptidyl-lysine monomethylation. The record is from RefSeq and is a predicted model, not a curated record. NCBI's taxonomy places the organism in Eukaryota, Fungi, Ascomycota, Sordariomycetes, Hypocreales, Nectriaceae. Gene Ontology annotation, molecular function: protein binding; protein-lysine N-methyltransferase activity. The transcript has 4 exons. The coding region runs from base 105 to 1667 and encodes 520 amino acids.